Soboliphyme baturini is the source of this 1251-nucleotide messenger RNA. NCBI's taxonomy places the organism in Eukaryota, Metazoa, Nematoda, Enoplea, Dioctophymatida, Soboliphymatidae. The record is from the annotation of a GenBank genome assembly.
AAAGUUAAUGUAAUGGCUAGUGUACCUGGGGAGACUGCCGAAGAAAAAAUUUUAAGUGAAGAAUACAAAAUCUGGAAGAAGAAUGCUCCAUUUCUGUAUGAUUUGGUUUUAACUCAUGCUUUGGAGUGGCCAAGUUUGACAGUUCAGUGGCUGCCAGACAUUACUAAGCCUGAUGGAAAAGAUUAUUCGAUUCAUCGUUUGAUUUUGGGAACGCAUACCUCUGAUGAGCAAAAUCAUUUAUUAAUUGCAUCGGCUCAGUUGCCUAAUAGCUGCAUCGACGUGGACAGUGCCAACUGUGAUGUUGAAAAUGCAGAAUUCGGUGGUUUUGGAAGCGUGUCUGGCAAGAUCGAUGUUGUCAUUAAAAUCAACCAUGACGGUGAAGUCAACAGGGCACGCUACAUGCCUCAAAAUCCAUGCAUAAUAGCUACGAAGACUCCAAGUUCAGAGGUUUUCGUUUUUGAUUACACGAAACAUCCGUGCAAAUCAGAACCUGGUGACUGUCGACCACAGUUGAGAUUGAGAGGCCACCAGAAAGAAGGUUAUGGUCUAUCAUGGAAUCUGAACCUAAACGGCUAUCUGCUCUCCGCCUCAGAUGACCACACCAUAUGCUUAUGGGAUAUAAAUGGAAACCCUACAGAAAAGAAUUACUUGGAUGUGAAAAACAUCUUCACUGGUCAUUCAGCGGUUGUUGAGGACGUUGCAUGGCAUUUGAUGCAUGAAACAUUGUUCGGCUCCGUAGCGGAUGACAAAAAGCUAAUGAUUUGGGAUACUAGAAGUAAUAAUACUAGUCGUCCUGCCCAUACUGUCGAAGCUCAUGUCGCGGAAGUGAACUGUCUUUCCUUUAAUCCUUACAGCGAAUACAUUUUGGCCACUGGAUCUGCUGAUAAGACAGUUGCCUUAUGGGAUCUGAGGAAUUUAAAACUGAAGUUGCACUCGUUUGAAUCUCACACGGACGAGAUAUUUCAGGUUCAGUGGUCUCCGCAUAACGAAACAAUUCUCGCUUCGAGUGGCACAGAUCGACGACUUAACGUCUGGGAUUUGAGCAAAAUCGGCGAAGAUCAAAGCGCCGAAGAUGCACAAGAUGGUCCACCAGAACUUCUGUUUAUACAUGGUGGUCACACGGCGAAAAUUUCUGAUUUCUCAUGGAAUCCGAACGAACCAUGGGUGAUAUGCUCUGUUUCAGAAGACAACAUUAUGCAAAUCUGGCAGAUGGUAGGUUUCAAUUCUGGGUUAGGUCAGGUCAACCCUUAA